CAAACUGUUUCCAGACGAAGAAAGGGCGCUUUACCAUGAACAUGGAAAACAUCUCAUCCCAUGGAUGGGGGACAAGAACAUCAUGAUUGAUAGGUCGGUUGAACAAACUUAGACCGAACCAUUAUGCUAACCAUUUAUCCUUACAGUUGGCCUCAGCACUCAAGGGACAACUUGGAGUUUGUCUUGCGGGACUCGGGAAUACCUGCAACUGGCGACGAAUGUUUCCUUUCUUUGUCCGUGCACUUGUUUUUUUUGGAUGUACUGAACUGAUUGUGAAGAUGCAAACUCCUGAUAGUCUUUGCUGACAGUAGCCAUGAUGCUAAACUAUCGAGAAGGUUAUGCAGUUCCUCAGUUGCCAAUGUAUCCGUCACACCAGCUAGAUCCGCUGCAGUCCAGGACAACAUUGAUGCACAAAACAAUUGAUUAACUUUUAAAACAGAAAUACAACUAACUUUAUUUAAAUGUGUCCUGCUGCAUUAGUUUGUGCUGUGUGCCUCAUACACUGGCAAUGGCGUCUAUUUUAGAGACACAAUCGAGAUAUUUAAAUUCCAUAACUAAGACUACACAUGUUAGCUUGUGGUGGGCUUUGCAUCUUGGCAUGUUGGGGAGAUUUUCCUCCCAGAACGUUUUGCCUCCUUCUUAGUGCAAUGCAAUAGCAGUCGUAAUGAAGUGCAACGCAGACGAUGUUUACUUCUCUUUGUCCUUUUCGAAUUGACUUUUGCAGACGGCUCAGUGUGCACAAAGUGGAGUAUGUGCCACAGUCCACGAGGCCAGAGCAAAUUCUAACCAAGACUAAAGUUACAGCAGUUAAGGUGAUUCAAAAUAUCACAAUGCCGAUGUGAAUUGAUGGGGUUCGACUGACUAAAACACGUUUAAUGGGUGCUUUUAAGAAUUGCCACAAAACUGUGGCUGCAUGCGCUGCAGUCAUGUUUUAGUGUUACUUUCAUGCAGAGCACAUACUGACUUACUCAAACCUGAAAAUAGUGCAUUUAUUAUUUUUGAAUCACCUUGAUCUGCGGUGGCCCAACUUGUGUUUCAUUUGUACAGCCUUUGUAUGCGUGUCUUUAUCACAUAACCCAGUUUUCCCCCAGCAAGGUAGGCUAAGGGGUCCGGCCAAACCCUGAAUGCCAACCACAACACCCCAUUUCUUUGUCUUCGUGAAGAAACUGCAACUGAGAAGUGCCGUAGAGGGACGAACCCUGGAAAAUGUCGUCCAUUUGGGUUCUUGCGGAUAGAUACGAUGGGCGUGGUCACUUACAUGACCUCUCCGAGUAUGACAGCGGGUCAUGGAAUACAUCCUACCAGCUGUCGGAGGAAGAGGCCAGGAUUGAGGCGCUGUGCGACGAGGAGAGGUACCUGGCUCUGCACACCGACCUGCUGGAAGAGGAGGCCAGACAAGAGGAGGAGUACAAACGUCUGAGUGAGGCGCUGGCCGAUGAAGGCACCUACACUGCAGUGGCCUUCAAAUACAGUGCUGACUACUACGAUCCCUCUCAGCCCACCGUGGAGGACGAGGCCAACAGGGAAUGUGAAGAUGCAGAGCCCGAGGAGAGUGAGGAACCGUUUGUCGCUCCCCCGGGACUCGCUAUCCCUCCUGAUGUGGAACUGCCGGCAACAAUCAAGACCAAUAACAUCAUCGAGAGGACAGCCAACUUUGUAUCCCAGCAGGGGGCCCAGUUUGAAAUAGUGCUGAAAGCGAAGCAGUCCGGCAACUCCCAGUUUGACUUCCUUCGUUUUGACCAUUACCUGAACCCGUAUUACAAACACAUCCUGCGGGCCAUGAAGGAAGGGCGAUACAAGUUUGUCACCGCCAAGAAGCAAGAGCAGUCGCAGGAAUCCCACUCUGAUGAUUCAGAUGAGGACGGGGAUGGGAAUUACCUCCAUCCCAGCCUGUUUGCCCCGAAAAGGUGCUCGCGCCUGGAGGAGCUGAUGAAGCCUCUUAAAGUAAUGGACCCAGACCAUCCUCUGGCAGCACUCGUACGAAAAGCCCGCCUGGAAAGGAACGGCACGGCGACACUGGAAACCAAAGCAGAAGAAGUGACAGACCCAGCUGUCUCCAGCACACCAGCUGACCCAAAUGCAGCUGCAAUUUCCUACGGGUACUACAUGCUUCCUGAUGGAACGUUCUGCUUGGCUCCGCCUCCCCCAGGGAUCGAUGCCAGCUCCUACUAUAACAGUAUGCCCGCAGCUGUCAUGGCUCCCCCUACGUCUUCUGAUUCCUUGCCUAAUGAUACUAUUGCCAUGGCACCGGCAGCGGCGGCCCCCUCUCAGGUCGCCAGCGCUGCCCCUCCUGCUGCUCCUGCUGUUGUACCAGAAACCAGCUCGAAACCCGAAGCUCAAGUUUCCACACCGGCAUCAGCAGCCAUCAUCCCCCCACCGCCUGACACCCAGCCAGUCAUAGACAAGCUGGCCGAGUACGUCGCGAGGAACGGUUUUAAGUUUGAGGCCAGUGUCCGAGCCAAGAACGAUCCGCGGUUUGACUUUCUGCAGACUUGGAAUCAGUACAACACCUAUUAUGAGUUUAAGAAGAAUUACUUCUUGCAGAAGGAAGGAAGAAGCUUUUCAGAGUACGUCGACGAUGGUGACGACGACGCGCUUCGAUCCGACACGUCGGUCCAGGAUUCCAUGCUGACAAAAGCCUCUUUUGCCCCCAUCUGUUUUGCCAUCAAAGCGAAGGAGAAUGAUAUGCUGCCGCUGGAGAAGAACAGAUUUCGAUUGGACGACGACUCUGACGAGGACAAGUUGCUGGAGGAGCAGGGGCUGGAGGCACUGAUGGGUGGAGCCGACGUGGUUGAUAAGGAUCCUUCUGCAGUCAGUGCGCCAGAAGACAAGAGACCCCCCCUCAGCUUGGAGGAGAUGGAGGCAAAACAAGCCAAGCAGAAACUGGAGGACCGUCUGGCCGCUGCAGCCCGGGAGAAGCUGGCCCAGGCGUCUAAGGAGUCCAAGGAGAAACAGCUGCAGGCGGAGAGGAAGAGGAAGGCAGCGCUCUUCCUCCAGACCCUUCGCAGCCCUUUCGCCGGGGAGGCUGAGGCCAAGCGGGCUGGGCUGGACUCUGCUGCACAGCUUGAGCUGCAAGAGGCCCUCUCCAUCCUGUCUGACCCUCCUCAAGCGUCGUCUGCACCAGCUGCGUAUCCUCCGGAUCAAAGACCGGCCGCGGAGAACAGACGAGCGCAUCGCAGCAGGGAGCCUGCGUCCUCCUCCUCCUCCCACUCGACCUCCAGAGGAGCAGCACGGGAUCGAGAUCGAGACAAAGACAGAGACCGAGACAGAGAGCGAGAGAGAGAGCGAGAGAGAGAUCGAGAGCGAGACAGAGAGCGAGAGAGAGACAGAGAGCGCGAGAGAGACCGAGAGCGGGAUCGAGAGAGAGAGAGGGAAAGAGAAAGAGACAGAGAAAGAGAGAGAGAGAAAGAGAAAGAGAGAGAAAGAGACAGGGUUAGAGAUCGAGACAGGCACAAAGGGAGGGACAAAGACAAAAAGAAGAAGAAACACAAGAGGAGGUCGAGGUCAAGGUCAAAGUCGAAGAGCAAACACACCCUUCCCAGUGCCUACAGGCGAUCCCGCAGGUCCCGAUCCCGCUCGCACUCCCCGGGGAGAAAGGACAGGAGGGGCCCCUCACCCGAGAAGAGACGUGACGAGAGAGAGCGGGAGCGCUAUCAUCCCAGCAGCAGCGCCAGACAGCCCCGGGGACACUCGAGAUCCAGGUCCCCUCAUGAGAAACGAAGGAGCUUCUUGUCAGCUUCAGGACAGAUGAAAAUUGUGGGUUCCUCUCUCUCCCCAUAUUCUUCACCCGGCAGAGUAUUGUCCCCAUCAGCUAGCCCCGCCUCCGAGCGGGCUACCUUCAGGGGUGGUUCUCUGGAGAAGGACAAGACGGUGGCCUCAUCCAUUGUCUCCUCCGUUCAGUCCAAAAUAACUCAGGAGCUGAUGGCCAAAGUGCGAGCCAUGCUCGCCACCUCCAAAGCCUUCCAGCCUCCCACGACCUAAUGAGAGCCGCGCCGACAACAUCGGCCAAUCAGCGAGCCGCAUUCUCCGAUUGCCUGGAGUUUCGUUCGUUGAUCUUGAUUUGGGCGUUGGCGGAUUCAGUUUGAUUCUUUGAUGUCCUCGUCCUGACCUGAGGCCCGCAGCUCGGCCCCUCAUCCCGGCAGCAGCCGGUUAGACUCACUGCAAAUGUGGAAAUAAUCCAUUUGUAGUUUUGCAUCCUGUUUUAAAACUCUACUGACAGCUAUUCUUUGCAGCGUUAUGCGAAGCUGCCGAAGGUCUGUUUUCUCUCCUUCUAUGAAGGGCUGUGUUGUUCUGAUGAGCUCAAUUCUCUCCUCCCUCAUCUACUAUUCUCUGCCGUUGUUUUGCCUUUUAUUUCCGCCCCCAGCUGUCUUUGCUCUCCAGCACCUCACGCGUCUGCUUGAGAAGCCCUUUUUUAAUUCUCUCCCCUGUCGCUCCGCUGCGUGGCCUUUGACUUCAGUUCCUGGUUUGUACUGUGAUGGAAUUUAAUGCAGAACAACUUUGUAAUCCAAACUGUUAAUAAACUUUCAAUUAUGAUUUAUUAA
Molecule: messenger RNA, 4541 nt
Organism: Pseudoliparis swirei
Lineage: Eukaryota; Metazoa; Chordata; Actinopteri; Perciformes; Liparidae
Gene: sfswap
Product: splicing factor SWAP
Exons: 19
Coding region: 1207-3981 (924 amino acids)
Biological process (GO): RNA processing; mRNA 5'-splice site recognition
Molecular function (GO): RNA binding
Source: RefSeq, a predicted model, not a curated record